Molecule: messenger RNA, 9462 nt
Organism: Marasmius oreades (fairy-ring Marasmius)
Lineage: Eukaryota; Fungi; Basidiomycota; Agaricomycetes; Agaricales; Marasmiaceae
Exons: 46
Coding region: 97-9351 (3084 amino acids)
Biological process (GO): protein targeting to vacuole; protein retention in Golgi apparatus; late endosome to vacuole transport
Cellular component (GO): extrinsic component of membrane
Source: RefSeq, a predicted model, not a curated record
GAAAUACGUCAGUACUCCCUCGUUCAGAACCUUCUACUUAUUCCGACUUACUUCUACGAACGCCGGUCAAUUAACCUGCAGACACGGCUAUAAAAUAUGUGGUGGCUCGAUCCAGGGAAAGAAAUCUUGAACGUCGUGUUCAAUCGUAUCCUGGCCCCGUAUGUUGAGAAUUUGGAUAUGAAUCAAGUGAAUUAUGGAAUAGGUCAAGGCCAACUCACUCUCCAAAAAUUGCGGUUGAAGAGAGGUGCUCUUGACAAGUUUCGUUUACCCGUCGACAUUCUCGAAGGACAUCUCGGCAAGUUCACUCUCUCACUACAUUGGAUGAAUCUUGGCAACCAACCUGUCGAAAUCUUAAUUGAGGACGUUUGCCUUCUUGUUGUUCCUUCCGUGGAGUCAAAGUACGAUCCAGAGGAAGAGAAGGCAAGGGCGUUAGCGGCGAAGUUGGAAAGGGUAGAAAAUGCAGAAUUAUUGCAUUUGCAGGCGGACAAGUCCCCUGACGACACCCCGCAACAGCAAGGUCUCAUGGCGUCGUUGAUCGCAAAAAUCAUCAAUAACAUACAAAUCACCGUCAAGAACAUUCACAUUCGGUAUGAAGACAAACUUAGCGUCCCUGGGCAUCCUUUUGCUGCAGGUGUAACGCUGGCGGGGUUUACAGCAGUUUCUGUCGAUAGGGAUUGGCGUCCUGCAUUCAUCGAAAGUACUGAUGGUGCAAUCCACAAGCUCGGUAAACUUGAAUCAUUAGCCGUUUACUUCGACACAGAUUCAUCUAGUUUGGCUGGACUCUCUCGUAUCGAGAUUGUCGAUAAAUUCAAGUCAAUGAUUACGCAUGACCCAAAAGAUUCAGAUCACCAAUUCAUUCUCAGACCCGUAUCUGGUGAGGGAAGGGUUAUCAUGAAUCAUAGGUUCGACGGAGAGACCCCUCGCUUCGAUGUAGAAUUGCUGUUUGACGAGAUUGGAGUUGCUCUGGAUGAUGGCCAGUACCGCGACGUGAUCUCGCUUCUUGACAUGUAUCAUGUAUACAUACGCAAGCAUCAAUACCGCAAAUUCUUGCCAAGCGACAUAGAAUUUUCCACCAAUGCUGCUCGAGCUCGACUGAAAUUUGCAGGUACAGCUAUCUUGGAAGGAGUUAGGGACCGUCGUCGACGAUGGACGUGGAAAUAUUUUGCCGAACGGCGUGAUGAUAGGCGGGGAUAUGUCGACCUUUUCCAGAAGAAGUUGCUGAGUGUUCUAGCCGGACCUGAUGUCACUGAGUUUGAGAAUCUUGAAAGAAAGCUCUCAUAUGAAGAUAUACGUUUUUACCGUUCCAUUGCAAGAUCACGGCUACGCAAAGAUCAAGCUUUGCGGAAACGUUUGGAGGAAGAAAAGGCAAAGCAAAAACCUCAGAAACAAAGCUGGGGAAGCUGGCUCUGGGGGACUUCCGAUAAGGCUUCUGAAGACGACGCCGGCUUUGGAGGGCCUAUGACCGACGAACAACGGCAACAGCUCUAUGAAGUUCUCGAUUACGAUGAAAAGAUGGCCGUCACGAGCUCCUUCCAAACCCCUCGAGAAUUCAUAAAAGCUCGAAUUAUGGCUAACUUAAAACGGGGGUCUUUCGCGUUGAAAAAUGGUCCUCGUCACCAAAUCAAGGAUGUUAUAGCAAUAAAUUUCGAUAUGUUCCAAGCCAACGUCAUUCAACGACCUGAUAACCUCGAAGCUUCCCUCUCUCUGGGAGGAUUCUCCGUUUUCGACGGCACCACGGAACGUAGCGUGCACAAACAGAUAGUAAAAGUGAAGGAUUUGGGAGUCGCCCAAGCUUCCGACGAUACAAAGGAGCCAUUCUUGUUUAUCAAGUUUGAAAACCAUCCCUUGGAUGAAAGAGCAGACAACGCGUUGACAGUACGCAUGCGACACAUGGAGAUCAUCUAUCACAAAGGUUACGUCGAGGCCGUCUACAAAUUUCUGAAGCCUCCUGAAAGUCAUCUCGAAUCUGUUGAGGCGCUCUUGACCGCGGCCAGUGAGACACUUGAAGGCCUCAGCAAGGAAACUCGAGCUGGGUUGGAGUUCGCUCUCCAGAAUCAUAAAACUGUUGAUAUUCAUGUGGACAUGAACGCUCCGAUCAUAAUAGUUCCCGAAGACGUCACCACCACCAAAUGUCGACAUCUAAUCAUAGACGCCGGUCAUAUAGCCAUCGAGAGCGAGCUUGCAGACAAAAGUGCCAUGCUUUCUCUGCGCCACAAGAAGGACCAGACUUACAGCCACGACGCGGACAGACACCUGCAAACAUUGCUGUACGAUAAAUUUUCUUUGAAUUUGGAGGCUGCACAGUUCGUUGUCGGAAACGAUUUGCAAACAUGUUUGGAUGCCUUGUCGGGCAACGAUAAUUCCCUCCAUCUCUUGGAACGGAUUAACGUCAACUUACUAGUCCAGAACUCCAUUGUCCCCACCUUUGCCCAGUUAGCGCGUUUCAAAGUGUCUGGAAACCUUCCGUCGCUUCAAGUCAACCUUUCCGACACCAAGUACAAGGCAUUGAUGCGUCUGAUUGACGUGGGAAUACCAAAGUUCGGUGUCUCAACAAGGGAAGAUUCACUUCCCCCGCCGGCGAAGACACCUGAUUUCCCUUUGGCGCCCGCAAGGUUAUUCUCCGUGAAUGACAUCGAGUAUCACAUGGAGGAGGCCGAAGAUAAUGAAAAUGAACCUUCUUCUCAAUCGGAAACAUUCUACGAUGCCGAUAGCUCUGUUGACAAUGCUGAACUCCGUCAACACGUAUUCGAAUUCGCCUUCCAAGUUGAACACCUUGGGGCGUCCUUAUCGAAGACUAGUGGUGAUGGCACAGAACGGCCUCUGGGUAACGUGUCGUUCGAGCGUUUUGAUAUGAAACUUGUUCUCGCGAAAUUUGAUUUGAAUGUUAAUGUGAAUCUUCGCUCACUCUCUAUGGAUAUUGAGCAGCCAGGCGGAGGUCCAAUGAAAUUCAUCUCAUCGAAUGAGAUCGCUGAGAAGAAGGACCUGCUCAGUGUCUCCUAUGUCAGGACACAGACGGACUCUCCGGAGUUCCUCACGGUCUGCGACGGUAUCGAACAAGUAGUAGACGUCAAAAUAUCUACUCUUAGGUUCCAUGCUGCCCCUGAGCCCCUCGUUUCACUUUACGACUUCAUUAUGACCACGUUCGUCCCUCCAUCAUCUAAUACCCCUGCUGAGGAGCUCAGAACGACCUCAUCGGAACAAAUCCGAGCCUCCCCGGAGUCGUCGCAAUCCUCAAAUAGCUCGGGAAAAAUAAAGGUCGGGGUAGAAUUGGCGAGUGUCCAAGUGGCGUUGAUCAACGAGGCCGUCAACCUGGCCACCUUGUCAUUAUCAACCGCGAAUGUUGCAGUUCUUGUCCUUCCCACUGGACUGCAGGUUGCGGCCCGACUCGGAAGCCUCUCCUUGAGCAAUGAUUCCAACGAUCAUCCUGUUCUUCCCGAUUUCGAUCAGAUCUUGUCCAUCGAAGGUCACAAUUUCGCUGACUUCGAAUAUGAGACAUUCAAAGAACGCGAAGAUGGAAUAAAAACCACCAUCCAGCUCAACGCUGGAUCACUCAAACUCAAUUAUCUGGAACAGCCACUCCAUGAUCUGUACCUCUUUCUUACUAAACUCGCGAGGCUCAAGGGAUUGUAUGACACUGCUACGCAGGCUGCAGUUCAGACCGCGUCUGAGGUUGAUGUUGCUCGAUUGCAGUUCAAUAUCUCUAUCAAAUCUCCUAUCGUAGUCUUUCCGUCUGACCCGGGCCAUUCUCAAAACACUUUGACGAUGAGACUAGGUGAAGUAGCAGCACGGAAUACUUGCGAAGGGGUGGUCAAUACGAUCGAUGCCAGCCUACGAGGAGUACAACUCACAUCUACCCUGUACCAUGAGGACGGAAUAUCCGUGAUGAAAGUCAUUGAUGACAUUGAUCUGGAGAGCAAAAUUACACAAACAGGCGGUAUCGAUCGUAGUGUCGAUAUGGACUUUCCCAACAUGAAGGUGUCUCUCGACAUCUCUGCAAUUCGUCUUCACUUGACCCAGGUGCAAUACGGCCUUCUUAUGCAGGUUUUGCAAAGCAUACCUCGUGUUUUGGAAGGGGCACCUACUGGUUCAGCCGAAGCGCAAACAGGACCAAUUGGACCCCCGACUCGUUUCGAAGGAGCGUCAUCCAGUCAGGAUAACAGCAAUGGUGCUACUGACCGAGGUUGGACCACAAUAGACCUCGUGAUAACGAUGGAAACAGUGAAACUUCACUUGUAUGAUGAGCAUACUCUCCGCCAGGCUGACACCAAGGAUCAUGGCAUCGCAAAGUUUGCUCUCAAUCACAGCAACUUUCGAUUUAAGAUGCUAUCCAAUGGAGGACAGGAAGCGCAGGUUAUUCUCAAAUCGUUCACUAUGACUAACACACGACCUGGUGGUUCAAAGUUCCGGGAAAUCAUACCUGCUGCGAAACACGUCCGAAAUCAGUUUAUGGUCUUGUACUCAAAGCCUGGAGGUAUGCAAAGUGCCGCCCAGGUCAUUCUUUCUAUCGACACUCCGCAGAUAAUUUUCGCGAUUGAUCCUGUUUUUGGUUUAUUGAGGUUUUUCACAAGCGGAAUAACCUCCGCAUCGUCCCCCCCUUCUGAGAACCCUUCGGUGCGGGUCGAAGAAACCGAGGUCACCUCCCCGAUGUCGGUAGAUUUUCGUAUCGAGCUGCACGAUGUGUCUGUUUCUGUGCUUGAAAAUGACUCUGACCCAGAGUCGCAAUCCAUCAAACUCGUAAUAAAACAAGUUCUUCUGUCGUCGCAAGGCGUUAUGGCACUGACUGUAGAUCACCUGGGAAUGUCCCUGAUGCGUAUGGGCAAGCCAGAAGAUAGCGCUCGUUUUCUGGAUGAUUUCGACGUGACCUUGACUCUCGAUAAUCGAUCGACCUCCUCCCAGAACAUGAGUAGUAUCGAGCUCAACGCAAAACCGAUCGUUUUUCGUGCUUCGUAUCGUGACAUCCGGCUCAUAACCGCCAUUGUCAAUAAGGCCAUAGAAUUGUAUACUACAUCCCAGGAUAAUUCCUUCAAUGAGCCUUCACCUGAAGAAGGUACUACAGUCUUCGGCCAGACGACUCGUAGCGGCAGACGGACUCACGCCCGCGCAAGUGGCAAAGCACGAACUAUAACGUGUAAAGAGCAACUAAAAGCUUCCUUUGAUGGAUUCCGUCUGGUUCUUAUUGGAGAUAUGCAUGAGCAGCCCAUGCUUCACCUGAAAGUAAAGCCGUUCAUCAUUGGAGCCAAGGAUUGGUCAGGGGAGCUCUCCACCACCACGACACUCGCAACACAAAUAAGCUAUUGGAAUCUCACGAAUUCUCAUUGGGAACCUUUGAUCGAUCCUUGGAGAUUCUCGAUAACCGCUUCUCGACUGACCCCGACGAGCGAACUUAACUUGAAACUCGAAGCACGUGAGCGACUAGAUCUCAAUUUGAGCACAACUUUUGCUGAGCUCGCCACAACGACAUGGAACAUGUGGAGCAAGGAAGGAGAACAUAUACUUCAAAAUUCCCGUGGAAGUUACGCUCCGUAUCGAGUUCGAAACCGAACUGGGUCUCCGAUAUUCAUCUGGGCCGACGAUGACAACAACCUAUUGGAAAACAAUGCUGGGAUUCAGAUCGCUAACGAACAAACAGUCGAUUGGCGCUUCGAUGACUGGAAGACGAUGCGAGAGCACGUGCCGUCGUCAGGACAUCACAACAUUGGAAUACAAUUCGUCGGGAAGACCUGGGAUCACUUGCAUGGUGUUCCUGUUGAUGGAGAAGGGGAAUUUGUGUUCCCUUUACGCCCGAAGACCGAUAAACACAGCAACCGUUUACUCUGCGAGGUCCGAGUCGUGGAUAACGUUAAAGUGGUCACCAUUAGAUCCACAUAUAAAAUCGAGAAUCUGACCCUUUAUCCGUUGGAGAUCACGUUGGUCGAUGAACAUGGCCACCCAGUUUAUUCGUUGGAAAAAGUGGCUCCUGGCCAGGAUUAUACACUUCCAAUCGAGGCUGUGAAUCAAACAAAAAUCAGAAUUCAACCCGACCAAGGCUUCGGAUACAAAUGGUGUGGCGCUAUUCAGUGGGAAGACCUUGUAGCUUGUAAAAGUUUCACCAUAAAAUGCCCUCACGGUGACCCGAAUGAGGCUGCUUUCCGCUUUCAGGCAUGGGUCCACAGUGAUUUAUCCCCGAAUGAAUCGCUCCUGCGAAAAUACCCCAAGAUCACCUUGAAACUUCGCGCACCUUUAGAGCUUGAGAACUUGCUUCCAUACAACUUGCAGUAUCGUGUCUACGACAAAGACACUGAUCAGAAUUGGAAAAGUUAUCUCCGUCAAGGAGGGAUAAUGCCUGUUCAUUCAGUCGAGCUCGGUCAUUUGGUUCUCCUUAACGUCGAAGUACAAGACACAGUAUUCAAACCGAGUGACUUCGCUAUCAUCAACACCGACGGCAAUGCAGACUUUGACAUCGAGAGUCGCCUCGUACUUCGUGACUCAAAUGACAGGAAAUUGAAUCUUCGACUAAACUAUGUGAAAUACCCAGACUCCGGUGGCGCCUUUAAAGUUCAAAUAUACAGUCCUUAUGUGGUUGUUAAUAAGACCGGACUUCCUUUCUAUAUAAGAACGCGAUCAAAUCGCGCCGCUGCUUUACAGGAUGUUGCUGGAGACACCCGUAAUGAGACACUUUCCAGCUCAGUUCCCUUCAUGCUGUCUCACCUCAACGACCAUGGUCGAGAGUUCGUCAUGAAGUUUGCAGACUCGGCAUGGUCCAAACCAUAUAGCUUGGAAGCGCCUUCGGCAGAAACACCGUUGGUUGUUGCCUCGCAAAAGCAGAGAGGCGACGAAAUGCAUAUAGGGUUAUCGUGGUCUGAAGGUCUCGGGAAGUACAAGUUGACGAAGGUAAUCACCUUCACCCCUCGUUUCCUCCUCGAGAACAAUCUCUCGGAGUCUAUCGCAUUCCGUCAGCAUGGCGUAGCUCCUCGCGAGCGUUCACUAAUAAAUCCCGGAGAAAGAAUAGCGCUACACAUAUUAAGCGGAAAUAAAGAUGAGAAAUUAUUGACUCUGGCUUUGCCAGGCUUGAACGCACAAUGGUCCCCCCCAAUAAACCUUGCAGACAUUGGAUCCGUCUACCUGAGGCUCAGUCGAACAGGAGGGAGCCCCGGCAAGAUCUUGUUGAUUCGCGCUGAUGUUCAGAUCGAUGGUAGUACAGUGUUUGUCCACUUCACAGCGGCGGAGGACGAAUGGCCAUUCCUCGUCGAAAAUCAAAGUGAUUAUGGAUUCGGUCUCUGCCAAAAGGAUUCAACGCGCGAUGAAGAAACGGGCUUCACGAAAUCAUAUCCGACGUAUAAUGUGGCCGCUCGUAGCACGCUGUCGUAUGCAUGGGAUUAUCCCUCAGCGAAAGAGAAGAAGAUAGUACUCAUCGUCAAUGGUUAUCGGAGGACAGUGGACAUUAUGGAAAUAGGCAGUCUCGUCCCGUUCAAGUUCAAUGACGGUCAAAGGAACAAGGCAGUUUCGUUGGAUGUUAGAGCGGAUGAACGCAGGCAAAUAUUACGGAUUACCAAUUAUCGCAUCGAGGAAAGUCCGUACAAGCCCAAGGGAAGGGAUUCCUUGGGAUCUCUUUCGAGACAGGACACAAUCACUAGUAGCGUAGAGGCAUUCGAGGCAGUUGCGGAGGAGGUCUCUCCUUCCUUUGGUUUCAGCCUGGAUCUUGCUGGGGUCGGGAUAUCCUUGGUGAACAGGAAACUUGUGGAAAUCAUCUAUCUCUUGGCAGACAAGCUGUCAUUUGAAUACACCGCUAGUCCCAUCGCCCAAGCCUUCAACCUGUCCUGCGGAACACUACAGGUCGAUAAUCAACUCCAUGAUGCUCUUUACCCGGUCAUCUUGCAACCAACCCCAAUUCCUCAGGACUCAACUACCGUUGCCGCCCUCCCAACGGUUCAAGCGUCCAUCGUCCUUCUCAACGACAACACGCACGGAGUCUUGUUUGUCAAGUAUUGCUCUAUAUUAUUGCAAGCCCUAACAAUCGAAGCGGAUGAAGACUUGUUGUUCGCACUUUACGACCUGAGCCAGAUCAAGGGGGCAUCGUGGGAAGAGAGCACAAAAGACGUUUUGAUUGAACACGCGGAUGAGAUACCCGAGCCGAAACCCUUGGAUCCUGGGCAGAACAUAUAUUUCGAGGUUCUGGAACUACAACCGAUCAAGUUGUUAUUAUCCUUUAUGCGGACAGAGAGAGUCAAUAGUGACGAGAAGCUCAGCAUCCGAAACCCUCUGGCGGUAGUUCUGAACGCAUUGACGAUGGCUGUGGGCAAUGUUAACGACGCUCCUCUCGCAUUAAAUGCGUUGGCCAUCAAAGACGUGCGACUCACUGCACCUGAGCUUCAAAGUCGCAUUCUUUACCACUACAGGCAGGACGUCCUCCGCCAGCUCUAUCGAAUUCUAGGAUCUGCCGAUUUCAUUGGCAAUCCGGUGGGACUUUUCACAAAUGUUAGUUCAGGUGUCGCGGAUAUAUUCUAUGAACCCUUCAAUGGGGCUGUGAUGCACGGAAACAGUGAAUUGGGUAUUGGUAUUGCCAAGGGCGCAGCGAGCUUCGUGAAGAAGACGGUUUUCGGUCUUAGUGAUAGCAUGACGAAGUUCACGAGUAGUGUUGGCAAGGGAUUAUCGUCCGCCACGUUUGACUCGGAAUAUCAAGCUCGUCGUCGAAUGACUCAACGCAGGAACAGACCUCGACAUGCCAUAUACGGGGUGGCUGCUGGAGGAGAAGCCCUCGCGAGCAGCGUUGCGAGUGCUAUGGAAGGAGUCCUUAUGAAACCUAUAGAGGGCGCAGAAUCCGAGGGUGCGCUUGGUUUCUUCAAAGGAAUGGGUAAAGGACUUGUUGGCGCUGUGACCAAGCCGGUCGUCGGAGUUUUCGAUCUGGCGUCCAAUGUCUCCGAAGGGAUCCGCAAUACCACCACCGUCUUCGACAGCCCAGAACGAGAUCGCGUUCGAUUGCCUAGACUUACACCACAUGAUCAUGUUCUCAAGCCUUAUUCUGCGAGAGAGGCACUUGGGCAAUAUUGGAUGAAAGAUCUGAACAGUGGUGCCUAUCGCCAAGAAUUCUACGUUGCUCAUAUAAAUACACCCGGUAGCGAUAAUGUUGUGCUUCUGACUAUGACGAGGGUUCUCUCUUUCUGGACCAAGAAACUGAGGCUUGACUGGGAGCUUCCAUUGACUCAAGUUCAAGGGGUGACAGUAGAGGACACGGGAAUUCGUUUUGCCCACAAGUCCGGAAAGGAGCACGAUAAAUUUGUUUUCAUUCCAGAUAAGAACACGCAGUCAUGGUUUUUCGAAAGGGUAGCAAGUGUAGUGAAAGCAUUCAAUGUGCGAAGACGAAUGGAUGCAUAGAACCCUGCAUCACUCAGGACGUAUAUGUACUAUGUAUAGGUAGAUCCACUGCAAAUUAGGUAUAACGAUAAUGGCCAAAGAAGAUGGAGCAUACAAGGGAGAUAUGAGGAU